GGGGCGGGCGUUGGGUUCGAAUCCGGGCGGGAGCGGGAGGUCAGGCACCGCGAGAGCAGAAGAUGGCCGUGCGGAGGUGCAUCCAGCAGUUGUUCCAGGAGCCUCAGCUUGACGGCGCCAUCACCUUCGAGCGGCCGGGCCCUGUUCUGCGGAGCUGGGGCCGCCCCCCGCGGGAGGACGUGGGCACGCCGCGCGGCGCGGGGCCCCAGCGGGAGCCGAACAGCCCGGGUGGCGGGACGCUGCUGCGCCGAGGGCUCCGGCUGGAGGAGUGCGCCCUCUUCCACUGCCGGGGCUGCCGCGCCGUGCUGGGCGACUCGCUGCACCUCUGCGCCCAAGAGGACCGUUGCCUGCGGGUCCUCGUCUGCUUCAAAGUCACAAAUGAUGUUGUUUUGGACGAUUCUUUAAUGGUCGGUAUUGAAGGACCCCUUCUAGGAUGUGCUUACUAUGCAUUGUACUGUCAUUCGUGUGGAUUAAUGGUGGGCUUCAGCCUCUAUUCUGCCUUUGCUGCCCUGGUUCAUCUGCGAGGCCUCUUUUGUCUUUUCAAGGACAACAUCCUCUGUUAUCGCUUAAAAACUAAAGCCAUGAUAGAGGCCUCUGAGAUGAACUUUCCUGCUUUGAGCCUAAAGGAACACCUGGGAAAACUGAAAGAACAACUUGUGGGGGUCCAUGUGCGCCUAGAGUUACUGAUUAAGAAGAUGGAAGAACUGAACCAACAGAUCACCAUGGCUGACAAGCAGGGCUAUGCAUCAAGGACAGUUGGCCUAAAGCUAGGGUUUGCAGGAAUCAAGUCAAGCAAUUAAUAUGCCGUCACAGAAUAUGGAGCCAUUUGUGUAUCAUUGCAGGUUUCUUCACUGAGGUGAACAAAGUGGUUUGAAAUCACCACCACCCUGAAAAAUGUCAGAGAACGCUAAUUUGCCACUUUGUUUUAUGUGUGAAAAGCUUUUGCUGAAAUAUAGCUCAGACUGGUGAAGUGGACUGGAUUUUUGAGGAGCAAUAAACUGUUUCCUCCUUCUGAGACUUCAAAACAAAUACCUCAUCCUUGCAGCACUUCCACUCUUGGAGGUGUAAUACAGCUUCUACUGUGGUUCUUCCUGAGCAAUAUAUGGUUUAAAAAACAGCUGUUGGAAACUAAGAUUUUAAGUUCCUGAGAGUGAUUCAAAAUAUGCUACCAUGUGAUGUUACUCAAGAUCAACCAUUAUACGAUGUUCUUAGUGGGGGCUGAAACCCUGGUAUCAUCUCUUCAUGUAGAGGAAAUGUUCACAGGAGCUAGGCCUUGAUCCAGAUGUCUUCCUGUUGAGUCUUGAAUGGGUUCUUUCUCUUGCUGUGAAAUUUUUUUUUAUUUAUUUAGUAUGUGUGAGAAAGAGUGAGAGGGCUCUUCUUCCUCCCUGGCUGUGGGGGUAGAAGCUUCUCUCUAUACCUGGGAAGAUGAAAUGAUCUUCCCUUUUUACUCCCCCUCCAUAGAAGGCAUACUUAUGUUUUAAAGCCUCAAUAUGUUGGGAAAUUAUGCCUGAAAUUUUGUAUCAGGCAUAGAGGGGAAAGUACUUACAUGCUCAUUUUAAUUCCAUUGAUAAGUGAUCCCCCCGCCCCCCUUACCUCCAUGCCCUGAGCAAAAGACUACAAUCAGUAUUGGUUCUGGCCUGAGUUGCUGAUCUCAGCAACCCUAGUACCUCAUGCUUUUUCAGUUAGUGGUUUGUUUGAUUUUUCUCAAAUCUGAGCUAUGUAGGGAAAAUGCAAACUUCUAAAUGAGAGAAGCGAGUCUGGGACUGCUGGAAAAUAGCCCACUCCAUGAUACUAGAAUGGUCUGGAUCAGCAGCUAUCACAUAAUAAAUCAUGUGGAGUUUUUUGGUUAAUGAUCAUAGGAAGUCUUAAGUAUCCAUUCUGGUUAUGCCAAAUACUUGGCAAUAACCUAGAAUAGCAACACCUGUGUUUUGAGGUACUCAGACUGAAAUAUGAGAACUUAAUAUCUCCUAAACUAGUGCUAAAUUCAAAUCUUGUAAAUUACUUACUGCAUUUUUAAGCUGUAUAAUUGUGUACGCUCCACAACCAUCACAAGUGCUGAUACUCCAAUAUAUCAUAGCACUUUUCAAUAGUAACAGAAUUAGUAACUAAAGGUGAAGUUGAAAACUAGGUGUUUGAUGUAAACGUGAGAUUUUUGUAUAAGUAUUUUGUGUAUCAACCGAUUUGUUUGAGACCAGAUAGGUGCAGUAAUCUCUUUUAUUGGACCAACUUCUGCUGGUGGAAGGUACAAGCUUUCAAGCUACACCGAGCUCUUCUUCAGCUCGGUGUAGCUUAAAAGCUUGUACCUUUCACCAGCAGAAGUUCAUCUAAUAAUAAAUAGCAAAUACUUCAGAAGUCCUUAUUUUUGUUAAAGGUCCAAAGUUACUGUAUACUACUUCACUAGUGUAGGAAUAAGGGAAUUUCUUGGGUGUUGUUCAAGCAGUGGAGAUGACCAAAUUCUAUUUUAAGGUCUAGGCUAUACUACCAGUAAUACAUAGUUGAUCUCCUUUUCAUGUGAAUAGACUACCCUUGAUCUUUGGACAAGAGUAUGAUCUUAAUAUUGUAACUUCAUUUUUCAGUUAUUUGUUCAGCCUCUUAACUGUUGCAUUCAGCAUUAGUCUUGAAAAAAUGCCUAACCGUGGGACCAGUUCUCUCCCCGCUUCUCCAUUUCCCCUACGUCUUUCUCUUGUCCCCUCUAUCUCUGCAGUAACUCCAGUUACCUUCCAUGGGCUUUAGUCCUACCUCCUGUCUGCUAAGAUUAAAUAAAUGGUUAAUUUUUAUAAAAA
This is a messenger RNA of Mauremys reevesii (Reeves's turtle), 2783 nucleotides long. It is a transcript of the gene OIP5, whose product is annotated as Opa interacting protein 5. Gene Ontology annotation, biological process: CENP-A containing chromatin assembly; chromosome segregation. NCBI's taxonomy places the organism in Eukaryota, Metazoa, Chordata, Testudines, Geoemydidae. The transcript has 5 exons. Gene Ontology annotation, cellular component: chromatin; nucleus; chromosome, centromeric region. The record is from RefSeq and is a predicted model, not a curated record. Bases 63 to 800 code for a protein of 245 amino acids.